Anopheles funestus (African malaria mosquito) is the source of this 10287-nucleotide messenger RNA. Its product is annotated as ABC transporter G family member 18-like. The record is from RefSeq and is a predicted model, not a curated record. Gene Ontology annotation, cellular component: plasma membrane. The transcript is spliced from 16 exons. Gene Ontology annotation, molecular function: ABC-type transporter activity; ATP hydrolysis activity; ATP binding. NCBI's taxonomy places the organism in Eukaryota, Metazoa, Arthropoda, Insecta, Diptera, Culicidae. Bases 5576 to 9784 code for a protein of 1402 amino acids.
UCAGUUUUCUCCGGACCGCGUCCGUGCUCGAAGUCUAAGCAGGCGGUGGUUCGUGUUUCCUUUACAAGCGAUUAUACUUAGGUCGCGCCGUGUGCCAACAAGUGUUGUUUUGGGAGAAAUUGUACGAAACAGGUGUGUGUGUGUGUUUGUUUGUGAAUACUAGAAGUGUUAAGAUGCUGCCGGUGGAUGCUGGCAGUGCUCUGUAGAUGAUUGAAUGUUUAGUGCUUAUUUUGUUCGAUUCUCGAUCGAUUAGAGUGACGAUUGUUUGCGGUUUGUUGACAGAGGGAGUGAUGUGCCACACACGUGUGUCGGGGGUUGAGUGGAAGGAAAAGUACUAGUGCCACCCCUAGCAGUAUGUUCGACCGAACGAAAGCACUGACCGGAAUUGAAUUGUUUGUUUAGCUGCGACGUUCUCGUGCUUUUGAUCGAUUUUCGAUACUGUCCUGUUCGGGGUUGCGUUUGCGUGUACGUUAGUGAGUGAGCAAAAACAUGAAUGUACACGGGAAGCAACAGACCAGUUAGUACAUCGCACCAGGGUUUACGUCAAAGAACGAUUAUCCGUUGGAGAAAGAGUGGACACGACCCACGUGCAACCCUUGCUGUUUGUUUAAUAUUUCUGGUAUAAUGACUAAACUGUACGAAAUGAUGAUCACGAAAAGGGGUACCGAUUGUGCAGAAACAUGUGCGUCAUUAGGAGAAAGAAUUAUGAUGAAAUCUUGCUCGUCCACGCGUGUUCCGCGAACAAAGAUGAGAUCGAGCAUUACACGAUCGCCGCGACAGCAGAAUGGCAAAUUGCGCCCCAGCAUUAUUUGUAUGCACUUCCGUGCUGCAAUAAAACCCUUCGAACGUGCUGAACACUAAAGCACAGGGGGGCGGAUAGCCGCAAGGGUUGUACGGUUUCGGUUCUGUUUACAUUUCCUACACGACGCCAUGGUGCGAUAAGACGGCAAUGGUGAGCGUGCAACAGAAACACGAUAACGGCUACGAUCAAUCCGUACUAGCUGCAAUGAGGGAGAAGCGAUGAACGAAUCGAAGUUGUUGCCGUAGUUAUUCAACUUGUCUCAAAAAAGCUGAGGUUUUGAAAUAGUGAAUUGAAUUUAAAAGCUUUGCAGUACUCACAUAACGUCAUGAGACGGCAAAAAAGAAACUAGAACGCCAGAGACACCAACAGCCAAACAUUAAAUCUUUUCCGGGGUUGAUUAAACUUUGACUCAUAAUGUUUCUGCAAUUACUACAACCACUACUAAGGCACCACUCGAUGGACGCUAUCCAAAUCCAAACCAAUUCAUUAAAGUUUACCCUGUCCAGACAGACGGAGUCUCUGUGAGGUUCGUGAAGGUUGAGGGGUUUAGCGAUUUUCAGAAGUUCAUGUUUAAAAGUCGCUCACUACCUUCGUCCGAGUGAGACACACCAAUAUGCGCUUCGAGACACAACUGAGCAGCAGUUGGUUGCAUGGUAGAAGUCGGUAACGAUGUCGGUCUAUGCCAUGGCAAACGGGUUCGCUUUGGGUGUGGAAAUAAGCCGCCAUUGAGGAUGGGGCGAGAGUACCCUCCACUGCACACGUGAAGGAGAACAUAAACAUUCAGCCAAUGUUGCACUGAUGCACCGAUGCAGUUUGCAAAACCCACAGCGGGUACGGUGUACACAGUAUAACAGGAAAAACAGUCCAUCAUUUCUUUCGCUCUUCGACGCGAUGAGUUAUUUGAUGUGUCGACCAACUUCUCCUAGUGGGUGUUUUAUUAUGAUGUAUUCUUGCAUCCACCAGAACUGAUGCACUUUUUGAGCUGUUUACCGCCAAAGAUAGGCCUCUAUUCUGAUAGUGUGUCUAUGAACUACUCGUACCCCGGUCUUCCAAGAGCUUAUCAUUCCAUUGACCAUGACACUGAAUAGGUUUGUUGUUUGUGUGGAUGAAACGUGUCGUAUUUCACUCUUUUUGCAUUAGUGGUGCCUGUUCUUUAGCGGUUGUUUGUGAAGAAUAUAGAGAGGCGAAAUAGAAACCACGCCAAGUUGUUUCAUCAACAUGACAGGUGUUUGUUGCGAAACGAAGGAUCACAUGAAGUGAGCUUCAAAGAAUGUAUCCCAACACGAGGAAUUAAGGCGCAAUCGUUUCCAUCUUCCAUCGAGGUGUAAUUAAAUCGUUCUAGACUGCCUUCCGGCUCUGAUGAAGACUGAUGAGAAUUGAAGCACAAAAACAAGAAGAGGGGGGAUAAAAAAAGACAUCACAGGCAUGCAAAAGGCAGUUCCCGCGCGAAGGCUGAUGAACAUUAUUUUUAAUGCCCAUCGGGAAUUAACGUCUCUAACGCGUCCAAAAAGAUGCCUUUAUGACCUCGGUGCGUUCGACUAAGUAAUAUUCUAACGUACACCGUGCCCGUGCUGAGGCGUAUGUUGUAGGCUAUCCUUGAGUUUACAUUCAAAGGUCGCUGAAUUGGAAGUCAUAGCAAUCUCCUUCCAACAGUGUCUUACUCAUGCGCGAUUGCAGAGAAGCGUCACGCGGGCGUGGAUUUAAUAUUCCAUUCACGCAUUGCACCGACGUGCAUCCUCCAAAAGAUUGUGUGACGAAGAUUGCACUAUCCCUCUGGGGUCCCUGCUCGGAUGGGCGACGAAGUCGGUGGUUCUGAGCGGUAAUAAUUCAUCGCGUCAAUACGCCGCACUGAGGUUUAAUUUCCGUUUCUGUCAUUGGCGGCGCGAAUGGUUAAUUCGUGUAAGGAAGUAUCGACGCUGACGGACGUCUAACCUCUGGCAUGACAUGAGAAUGCAAACGUUCUACGAUCGCACGAUGGCAGUGUAUCGUUUUGUGUGCACCAGAAAUGGUCCCAAGAUAAAAUAGCGAAGAUUGAAGGGGAAAAAAUGAUCAAUUUAAUCCAGCAUCGAACGGUGGAAGAUUAAUGAGGGACUAGCUCACUAGACCGCUUUCGAAUGUUGUGAUGAUGAGCCAGAAAGUGCCACGUGGCGAACACUUAUCAACGUCAUUCGACUGGAAGCGAACGAUAGCUAUAGUGAGAAGUCGCACUGAUACUUAAAGGUGAACUUUACCUUUCAACCCUAGUGUGGCGUUCUCGAAUGCAAAUGUCAACAGGCUGACGAAGCUGUCUUGACAAGUUGGCGAAUGUCGGAAGGUAUUCGUAACGGCCGUUUGAUAGACGAAGGUUAGAUAUCGGUAUAUGCCCCAUUGGAGCUACACUUCACAUGUGCGGAAAGCAGACGAAGAUCAACCACUAGCAGUUGCUUUAUAGCUGUCAGUAAUGCGAUCAUCUAAUGGAACCGUGAUUAGGCCGGAACUGUUGGACGUGCUGUAGAUCAUGCGUUUAUUCACAGUUCACAAGACACACGCAUACAAACACACCCGGACGACCCAAUGCGGGGUUGUUGAUGCGACGACUGUUGUUGUCAGUUGCUUUGGUGGAGAAGAUAAGAACCGAACAGCCGUUUCCAGCCCGACGUCGUCUACGAAGUUUCUUUUCCUGGUUUCUUACUCUUUUCCUUGUGUUGAUGUCUUGAUGUGUUGAUCACUACAUCAUGGUUGAAAGUGAAUCAUUAUCAACAUGGUUGCACCAGUUCAUGCCGACUUUGACCGGACUGAAGGGAACUUCCCUCAAGGGUAGUGGGACAGUCGGAUGCGUGUGGCACAGUAAGAAAAUUUGGUUAAUAGGUUGCGCUUGACUAAUGCCACCAAUUGAAUCGUGUAAUUGUGUAAUAACUGGCACUGCUUCAUUAUGACGGACGCUUGUUCCAGGCUGCUUUCGUCUAGAUCUUGUCGGGGUUUGAAAUUUGCCAAUCAUUGGUGAAUGUUAGAAAUUUUGCACGAACGAAUCUGUUGCCGCAGGUUAUUAAAAGUGGAACAACAAACGGUGAAAGUAUGCGUUGGGCAACUUCAGUGCUCGUGAUUGAUUGUAACUGCACUGAAAUGGUCGACAUGAGUGACAUUUUAAGGUUAUGGAGAGAGAGGGUUGCCUGCUUCGGGUAUUCGACAGCAGAAUGUAGAGUAUGCAAAUCAACAGAUGGAUUCUCCAUCAUGAGGAGAUUUGCUAAACGUUGGAAAUCCUGUCUCUGGAAACACUUUAAACGGCUAUCAAUCGAUGGAUAAAACUAGCCUUUAACAGAUGGAAAACCCUUUUUUAUGGGUUGUAUGAUUCAUCUGAAGAAUUUGAUCCUAUCAAUAGCAUUAAAUUGAUCGGCAGUUUGAUCAUUACUGUCGUAAUUUCUAGCAAGAGUCUGUAAUUAGCUUGGCUUCGGUGACUCCUCCACCUGCUGUUGGGGAAGGUCGUUCGCGUGUCAGUGAUGAACUAUGAGUAAUAGAUCUGUCGCGAUGCAUAUUUUAACCUCCCGUUUCUCGAUCUCGCAGCUCAAUAUCAAACAUUUUACCGGCAUAAAUGAGGUAGCGAGCGCUUUACUUCCCCGUUAAAGAUGCCGAUAGCAAGGUCGAUCACUUAGCAAACAUUAUUAGCUGUGAUGAGUAUCAUUUUUUGUUGAUAUAGUUGAACAAAAAAAAAAGAUAACAUGCAGCAUUUACGAUCGGUGUUAGUUACUGUGGUUUAAAUUCCGCACUUCCUUGUUUGGUGUGGAUCAGUUAACAACAAAAAAAAAGUUUGACGGAACAACGGUGGAAUCUUAAUCAGCUCGUUUCGAUCAACGGGAGUAACAUACGCACGAUAGUAAAAUAGUAGAAUAAGCAUGUUUGUGUUCCGAGCAGUCCAUCCAUUGACGUACUGAGCAGCGAUCGAGAGUGAGAUUAGAGCGUUUUCCAGUAACCUACCACCAUGUGCAUGCGCCAUUUUAUCGACCACAAAUUAAAACCCCCAUACACUUGCCGGUGGGUCAAUUGUAUUCAAACGAGAUCGCAUGAGAUGCGAUAGAUGUGCGUUGAUCCGCACAUUCCAUGGGUGGGGAGAAAAUUUAAAAUUGUUUCAGAUUCAUUCUGGCAUGAGGAAAGCUUUUUGCUAGCGAAGUACCGCCGCACGUGCAGUCACAUUACAGCUGUCCGGUGCUGAUGUAGUGCACAGUGCCGUAGCGCUCUUUUCACCGUUCGUUCAAGGAUCUGCUCGAUAAGGAAUCUCGCUUUUGGAAGUUUUCAUCGUUUACAUGGUACGGAACCUUUAUUUCCUUGUGGUACAGAAAUGAUUGAAGUGUUGUUUUCUUUAUGUGUGAUAUUUGUUUGUAAAUAAUGUCGGUAAGAUUAGACUCGUGUGGAUGCACCGGAUUCGGGUACGUUGAAUGUGGGACACAUUGAUUGGAAGUAGGAGACGAACUUUGAAUGUAGCAGUUGUUUUAGACAAUUUAGUAUUCUGAGUUCUAGUUUAAAGCUCUAUGGUAUAACAACAACAACAAUCAUUUUGCUUUUUUACAGUAGUGAUAUUGUGUGGUGAACGUGAGUUAGAAUUAAACAGUGUCGAUGGAUGAGUAAGAUUUGCAUCGCACAUCAGCUUUUAUAGCAACAUCCGUUUCCAUUGCACAACGCAGUCUGAUUUGCGUUAAGGGAAACGAACGUCAAACUAUAACUAACUAAAUUUAGAUCUGUGAAGGUGAAGUGUUUGUGUGUUAAGUGAGAAUAGUUGUAUUGUAUUCCCAUGCAACUAAAAUGAACUCCCAAAAGAGUGAAAUGCGCACCGAAAGCAAUCGUCCUGCGGCCACCAACAACGUCAGCAAUCCGACCGCAGCGAUGGCAGCGACGGCACUGGCAAUUACGACCACAACGUCUAGUUUUAGCUGCUGUCCGGCCAAUGGUGAAAGUUCAUCGAUCGACGAUUCGAUCGAGCUGAACGACAGUCAGGAAGGUGGCAACAACAACACGAUGUACCACAACGGAUUGCUUGAGAAGCAGGACUAUCACUUCCCGAAGCGUCCACCGGUAGAUAUCGUUUUCCGUGAUAUUCGCUACGACGUGAAGCGCUUCAACAUUACCAAAGCCAAGUUCGAAUCGAAAGAAAUUCUUCACGGACUUAAUGGAUCGUUUAAAUCGGGUGAGCUGACAGCAAUUAUGGGCCCAUCGGGAGCUGGCAAAAGUACGCUGCUUAACAUCAUGGCAGGUUACGUGUCAGCGGGAGUAAGCGGUAUGGUACAGGUGAACGGAAAAAGCCGGUCCCACAACUCGGAAAGCUUCCGAAAGCUGUCCUGCUAUAUCCAGCAGCACGAUGCACUGCGGCCCUGGUUAACGGUGACGGAGGCAAUGACCUGUGCAACCCAUCUAAAGCUUGGCUUUGGCAUUGCGAUGGCCGAGAAGCGCAAGUUGAUUGAAAAAAUUCUCUUCAUGCUGGGAUUGGAGCAGAAAGGCAACACACCGACUAUGGGACUAUCCGGUGGGCAAAAGAAACGGCUAGCCAUUGCACUGGAGAUGAUUAGCAAUCCGCCUAUACUGUUUCUGGACGAGCCGACCACGGGGCUGGACAGUUCGUCCUGUGCGCAGUGUAUCUCACUGCUGAAGCGGCUGGCACAGGAUGGUAGAACGAUUGUCUGUACGAUCCACACGCCCAGCGCGCUGCUGUUUGAGAUGUUUGAUCAGCUAUAUACAGUGGUGCAGGGACACUGCUUUUACCAGGGACCGACAAAAGAGAUGCUACCGUUUCUCGGUGAUCUUGGCUAUCACUGUCCUAGCUAUCACAAUCCGGCCGAUUUUAUGAUGGAGAUUGCGGUCGGAGAGUAUGGUGCCGAUGUCGGAAAGGUGAUCAAGGCUGCGUUGAAGAAAUAUUACGAAAUCAGCAGUCGCUGCAUUGAGCUUGAUUCGACGUACGACGAUAAUGAAAAAAAUAUGGAAACCUUUUCGAUCGGUGGCAAAGGGGAAGAGAUGUGCAAGCUGCAGAAACAGAACGAAGCAAUGGAUAAUGCAUCGUACGAAGAGGAGGACAUCUUUUCGAAAACGAAACCCGCCUCGCUGGUGAUGCAGUUUCUGUUGCUCUUCUACCGGAACUUGCUGAUGACACGAAGGAAUUAUUUCCUUCUGUUCUGCAGAAUCUUUGCCCAUGCCACGGUAGCUACACUGUUCGGCUAUCUUUACAGUGGCGUUGGUCCCAACGCAAACCAGGUGUUGGCGAACUAUGUGUACCUUUACGGAUCUAUGCUGAUGAUGGUGUAUACCGGCAAGAUGGCGGUUGUGCUGUCCUUUCAAAUCGAGAUGGAAUCACUGACACGGGAGCACUUCAACCGUUGGUACAAGCUGGGUCCUUACUUCCUGUCCGUGCUGCUUCUUGAAAUACCGGUUCAGAUCUUUUGCUCGUUAAUCUACGUCGUGAUCAGCUACCAUCUAACGGGUAACUAUGUGAACUUCGAGCGGUUCUGCAUAUUCGCGCUGUUCUGCGUGGCCGGUUCGAUCUGUGCCCAGUCGUGGGGUUUCUUCGUUGGAGCAACACUCUCCGUGAAGCUUGCCGUUUUCAUCGGACCAAUUCUCGCCGUGCUGUUCUCCGUGUUUGGCUUCUGUACACGGUACGUCGACAUUACGCCACUUUUCAAGUGGAUGUGGCACAUCAGCUACUAUCGGGCAAGCUUCCACGGUAUACUCAACUCGGUGUACGGCAUGAACCGGGACGAUCUGCACUGUCCGGAAACGCAGAUCUACUGUCACUUCAAGAAUCCCGUCCUGUUCCAGAAGGACAUGGACAUCGAGCAUGUGGACAUGCAGUCAAACUUUGUGCUGAUUAUGCUGAUCAUUAUAACGAUGUACAUUAGCACCGUGUUUGUGCUGUGGUAUAAGCUUAACAAGCGACGAGCCAAAAAAAAGAAAGGAAAAAUGGACGAAGAAUCCUACGAAAUGAGCAAUCCAGCGGAUACCGUUGGAGCAACGUUUACCGGAGUGGGUAGUCGCCGAAUCGGUGCAGUGAAGCUGGAACCCUUACACAUACCUGCGGUUCCAGGUGUGGAUCAAGAAAUUGCUGCACCAUCACUGAUUGCGGCACGACUCUUCAAACCGGUCACCGUCAGCUUCAAGAACCUGUCGUACUCGGUACGCAAUGGAAUAUUUCGCAAAGGUCGGGACAUACUGAAAGAUAUCAGUGGAGAGUUCCGGGCCGGGGAGCUAACCGCCAUCAUGGGACCGUCCGGUGCGGGCAAAAGCACUCUGCUGGAUAUUUUGGCGGGCUUUACUGAGGGUGGUUUUACCGGUGAAAUUCUUGUCAACAAGCAGGUUCGAGAUUUGAAACGGUUUCGACGGCUUUCCGCCUACAUAAUGCAAGAUCAUGAUCUACAGCCACAUUUGACCGUGCUGGAGGCGAUGCAUUUUUCCGCCAAUCUCAAAAUCGGUGCCGAGCUCAGCCCAGCGAGUAAGAAAAUUCGUAUGAACGAAAUUCUCCGUGCCAUUGGAUUGUAUGAUGCGAAGAAAACGCGCACGGGAAGGUUAUCCGGAGGUCAGAAAAAGCGUCUAGCCAUUGCACUGGAAAUCGUGAACAAUCCGCCGGUAAUGUUUUUCGACGAACCGACGAGCGGAUUGGACAGCUCCACCUCGACACAGUGUGUGGCACUGUUGAAGCAGCUGGCCCGCGAAGGUCGUACGAUCAUCUGCACGAUACAUCAACCGUCUGCACUGCUGUUCAACAUGUUCGACCAUCUGUAUGCGGUGGCAGAAGGCGAAUGCAUCUACACGGGCGGCACUGGUAACAUUGUGUCGUUCCUGAAAGAGCUCGACAUCGUCUGUCCGGAACAUUACAAUCCCUCCGAUUACUUGCUGGAGAUAGCAACACACGACUACGGUCGGCUGAACGAUAAUCUAGUCGAAAAAAUGAUGAACGGUCAGAGCAAUUUCUACCGCAAUCCGGAACCAUUUUCACCUUCAUUCGAAAGCAAACUGAUGCCGAUCAAGGAAUCGUCACCGGAAGGACCGAUGGUACUGCUAGAGAUGCCACUGUUUCCAGAGAACGAAAGCAAUCAGCGGCCGGUAUCGCCCGUGCUAGCCAAACCAAAGAAGCUCGCCAAAAAGCUAUCAUUUAACCCGGAGCGAUGGUGCGGACGGGACGAGAUAUACACGACUAGCUUCUGUAGGCAGUUUUCGUUGCUGCUGCUUCGUACGUUUCUUAUACUGAGCCGGGAUCGUUCACUCAUGACGAUGCGGUUUGCCAUCCACUGUCUCAUAGCCCCACUGAUCGGUAUGCUGUACUUCGGCAUUGGCAAUCAGGCUGCACAGAUCUUCAACAACUACAACUACGUGUUCUUCUCGAUCAUGUUUCUGAUGUUUACUGCAUUCAGCUCAAUGACUAUGGCCUUUCCACUGGAGUUGCCGAUCAUCACACGGGAGCACUUCAAUCGUUGGUACUCGUUGCGGGCGUACUACAUCGCCAUGACGGUAGCUGACAUUCCGAUACAGCUGCUCUGUACCGUUACGUACAUACUCAUCACGUACUAUAUGACUGGUCAACCACCGGAAGCUUUCCGGGUCGGGCUGUUUACGCUGAUCUGUCUCAUGGUGGCUUGGGUAGCGCAAGGACUUGGUCUACUGGUCGCAUCACUAUUCGAUGUGAAGAACGGUGCAGUAUUUGGACCCUUCUUCAUCUGUCCGUUCCUGAUAUUCUCUGGGUUCUUCAUUCACCUGACGGAUGCACACCCGAUCAUGCACUGGUUGUUUCACAUCUCGUUCCUAAAGUACGCCCUGCAGGGUGCAGCGAUGGCCAUCUUCGGUUACGACCGGGCCCGCAUGGACUGUGACGAGACGUACUGCCACUUCGUGUUGCCAAAGAAGUUUCUGAAGGAGAUCGACAUGCUCGAGGCGGACUUUGUCGAGGCUGUGAUAGCGCUUAGUGUGAUAUUUUUCGUCUUUAGAGUAGCGGCCUUCUACGUGAUGCAGUACCGAAUGAAGAACAAAAUCUAACUGCACACAGUUCCAGCUAGUCAGCGAUCGGCGUAUCGCUCUCAGAUCUUAUGCUUCGCUCAACUCACAUUCCGUCGCGUUUAAAGCUGCUUCGGGGCGCACACACACAGGGCAUUUGAAAAAAAGGGAAGGAUGGAAUACAAAUUUUACGUAGUUGGUAGCACGUCACGGGAGCGUUUUGUUUUAAUCACGGUGCAAAUAUCGGCGCUUUGAGAUCAGCUUGUCGCAGUGUUAGCAUUUAAGCAAUGGAGAAGACUUGUCCUCGUACCGUUAGAUCAGGAUUCGUUAGGAGGUGCGAAUACACGAACUCAACCGUCUUACCGGCGCCACUUAUUCGCAUGAUAAGAAAGUAAUCCAAAAAAGAAUACAUAAAGCAUGGUUCGCUGUUUUGCUUCUUAGGGUGUAACUUGUACUAUAUAUUGUUGGAAGUAAUUUUGUGAUAUGUAUGUAAAUAGGGUUUGAAACGCUAGAAAAUAUAGCUCUUCUAGGAGUGGUUUUAAAAA